AUGGACGUGUGGCGCUGUGCUACGUGCAGCAAGUUGAAGCCCCUCUCGGGCGAUCACCUCAAUGGGAAGAAGACAGUGCGAUCUGAUUGCUGGCCCUGUGGCAAGAAGUGCACGUUUAUGCGGGAGUCUGCGGCAGCAACGCGAAGUGCAGCCCCGGUGGUUACGGCGCCCUUCUUGUUCAACCCGGCGAUGAAGGUGUCUUCUGGCAAACCAGCUGCAGGAACGGCACAGGCGGUAGCGAUAUCGAAUCCUUUCCUCACUGGUGCGGCAGCGUUGGGCACUUCCGCGGUGGGUAGCCAGCAGGCAUGCAAUAAGCCUCCCAGUGGCCCGUUUGCUUCUGCACAGCUACAAUUCGGCGCGGCGAUGCGGGCGACGCCCUCUGACAAGACUGCAGCAGAAGCGCCGCUGUUGAACCCUUUCGCUGAGAUGUCCGUUUCUCCUGGUAAAGGACCGUUCGCCAGCACCACCCACACACAAACGAACAUAACAGCCAGCAGCAGUAACCCAUUCGCCGCGGUAGCACUGCCAGUGCCGCGGGUGAAUGAGACGCUCUCUUGUGGUAGCGCCCCCUCCUCGUCGGACGGCACGUCGCCUAUUAUCAUGCAAUCCGCCUCCGACAGAUCCAGACAGUCUCCGCCGUUCACCUUCACGGUGUCACCGAGCGCCGUGGUACCAUCAAACAUCAGCUAUAACGCCCCGACGGUGAGAGGCGACAGUGGCGCUGAACCGGAGUGGAUUUGCUCGGUGUGUUACAAGCGCAAGGACCUCCACGGCGAUCAUCUGAGAGGGAAGACGACGGUGCGCUCAGACUGCUGGCCGUGCGCUAAGAAGCGCACAUUCAUCCUUUCCACCAGUGAACUACGUGCAACCUCCAAGGAUGCACCGCAGAAGCACCAGCAGCUGCUGCCGCCCCGCUCGACGACAACGACGACGACGACGACCCAGACACCAGUGCGGGAGUUGGUAUCGGCCGACCUUGUUGUUUCGCCUGGCGUCAGUCUCGUGUCUUCCGCUAGCGUGAUGUGGCGUGAUCCUGUGAUUCCGUCGAGCGACACUGUUAUGAACAUGUUUGUCGCCCACGCCGCAUCACAGCAGCAGCAGCAGCAGCGGGAGAAGUCCUCCCCGAUGGCUGUUGCUCCGGAUUCGAGCGAGCACAACUCCGCCGACACCGCUGCUGCGCCGCUGCUCACCUUCACCUUUGAGGGUGAGGUGCUGCGCGGAUACAGGCAGCAGCUUGUAGAUGGAAUACGCACCCGCACGGUGUGGUACAACCGCACGUUGUAUGUGUUGGCGCCGGAGAACAGCCAUGGGGAGAGCGGCAGCGUGGCGGCGGCCCCGCAGCUUGGCGCUGCGGCAGUGGUCUUCCUCGCAGUGGAGCACAAACUUGCGCUCUCACCGUUUCGCCGCAUGCGCCGUCUCUUCUGUCCAGAUGAGUUUUCCUUUGCAGCGGCUUGUGCAUACGCGAACACCUUUCUGGCGGGGCACCACACGAGUCCGCACCAGUCCUCCUUUGUGGUGUAUGGACCACGUGUUGACCACACAGCCCCGACGACGCAAUGGGGCUCUAUCAUUGAGAACUGCGCCCACGCGCGACAGCUGGUCGUGAGUGGGGAGCAGCGGGUGGAAGGGGCGCAGAGCAUCUUCCGCAGUACUGGAUGGCUCACGCUUCCACUGUACGCAACAGCUGAGGCCAUUCGUCUGAUGGAAGCGCAGCAGCAGCAGCAGGGCGCGGAUGCAGAAUUUUGGGGAGCCGACGUGGUACUGGUGACGGCAACAAUGAAACUGGAGGAGUUGCCGCAGGCGGCUGCCCUGGCUCUCCCAGUGAAACCGUUUCUAUAA
Messenger RNA from Trypanosoma grayi, 1839 nucleotides. RefSeq lists its product as hypothetical. NCBI's taxonomy places the organism in Eukaryota, Euglenozoa, Kinetoplastea, Trypanosomatida, Trypanosomatidae. The record is from RefSeq and is a predicted model, not a curated record. The transcript has a single exon. The coding region runs from base 1 to 1839 and encodes 612 amino acids.